Messenger RNA from Numida meleagris (helmeted guineafowl), 3581 nucleotides. RefSeq names its product acyl-coenzyme A thioesterase 5-like. Gene Ontology annotation, molecular function: fatty acyl-CoA hydrolase activity. The record is from RefSeq and is a predicted model, not a curated record. The transcript has 3 exons. NCBI's taxonomy places the organism in Eukaryota, Metazoa, Chordata, Aves, Galliformes, Numididae. The coding region runs from base 984 to 2486 and encodes 500 amino acids. Gene Ontology annotation, biological process: acyl-CoA metabolic process; fatty acid metabolic process.
CUAUGAUUCUAUGAUUCUAUGAUUCUAUGAUUCUAUGAAUGCCUCAUCUCAAAUGGGAACAUCUCCAACUGCUAAACUGCAGAAAGUAUACAAUGUGGGAUGUUAGAAGAAAGGUGCUGGUGCCCUCAGUUAAGAGCUUUGAGGCUGCUGGGAAUAAGAUCUUCCCUCCGGAAAAGCUGUGUCUUCUGCACCUUUGGGUUCACCUGCCCUCCAGAAGGACAUGCUCUGCCUGGUAAUCUCCACUCCUGGCCCCAGUGUGCUCUGGCCAUCCAAGAAACAAUUCUGCUUUCUGUAAUCUCCUCCCAAAAGAUUUAUAUCUCAUGCUUGGUGUUUGGAUUGAAAAAUCUUUAUUAUGUAAGAGAUCGGAACUGGCAAAAGAGAAUUAGUAGCAAAUGAAACUCCCUUCCCUACCCAGCAUAUUUUGUAAUUGAUUCUCUUGACAGACCCAGUCGACGCCCUCAUGCUAACAAUGUGCCCUCUCAUACCAGCUACUAUCAUCUGGCGAGAGGUGCAAGACUGUCCCACACCUACAGUUGGCAGAAGGCAACUAUGCUAUGUUAGGACUGUGUCUUGGGGGUGGGAUUGCCCUGGGCAGCAGUUCAUGGGGGGAGCGGGCAGAAGAAAGCUGCCAAAAUGCUCCCAGUCUGUGGUGUCCAUUGCCUGCAGGUCUGCAGACAGCAAAACAGAAAUCUGUCUUGUAGGGAGCCUGCUGCUUGGCCAAGUUUGGGAGAUGCAAGGGAGAGCCUGUGGGAGAAACUGGGUCCAGUCCUGCAAGGAGCAAUAACAAGCAGGCCUGGCUUUGAGGACUGCCACCACAGCACAUUUGCACACUGUAAAUCAACUGCCAGUGCUGGGCAAAGCUGACAGCCUUUGGAAAUGCUCCUAUGGUGUCAGAGCACUGACUGCAUUGAGCACGCCCUACUACAGACACUGACAGGGCUGCAGCCACAGCUCCAGGCAACCUUGAAAACCUCGCAGCCAGAAUGGGCCCACGCAGUCCCUGCCCAGGGUUCUCCUCCCUGUGUGUGGGAAGCAGCACUUGUACAAGAAGCUCCAGCCCACAUGCAAACAGUGUGAAGCGACCUGGGGCCAAGAGGCAGAUGACUGUCCUCACAUUGUACCGACCUGCCUCCCGCUUCUGGCAGAGGUGGCUCUCCUGGACCAACCCUGCUCUGCAGCCCCUACAGCACCACAGCCCCCUGCAGAUCCCUGGGGUGUCCCCGGCCCGCGGCCUCUCUUCCAUGGCCGCCACCAUCCGCUUUUCGCCAGCCACCCGCAGCCUCUUCGAUGAGCCGCUGGGUAUCGCCGUGCAGGGCCUCGGCCCGCGGCAGCAGGUCACCCUGCGGGCGUCCUUGCGGGACGAGGCGGGAGAGCUGUUCGAGGCCCACGCGCGGUACCAAGCGGCGGAGGAUGGGGAGCUGGACCUGGCCCGCUGCCCCGCGCUGCCGGGAGGCAGCUUCAGCGGCCUGGAGCCCAUGGGGCUGCUGUGGGCGCUGCAGCCCCGCAAGCCCUUCUGGCGGCUGGUGAAGAGGGACGUGCUGACCCCCUUCCGCCUGCAGCUGGAGGUGCUGGAGGGCCACGGGGACGGCCCCGGGCGGCUCCUGGCCCAGGCCCAGCACGAGCGGGCGUUCCUGCGGGACGGGAUGCGCAGGGUACCGGUGCGAGAGGGGAAGAUCCGGGCAACGCUCUUCCUGCCCCCCGGACAAGGCCCCUUUCCAGGAGUCAUCAACAUAGAGGGACUUGGAGGAGGUCUUUGGGAGCACAGAGCCAGCCUGCUGGCCAAUCAUGGCUUUGCCACACUGGCCCUGGCUUAUUACCAGUAUGAGGAUCUGAUUCAGAAGCCGACCAAACUCCAUCUGGAAUAUUUUGAAGAGGCAGUGAACUACAUGCUGCAGCACACACAGGUAAAGGGACCGGGGAUUGGUCUGCUCGGUCACUCCAAAGGAGGUGAUCUGUCUCUUGCCAUGGCUGCCUUCCUGAAGAAUAUCACAGCAGUGGCUUCCAUCAAUGGCCCUGUGGCCACUACAGCUUUUCCUCUGGGCUACAAGGAUAAAACUAUCCCCCCUUUGAUAUGUGAUGAACAGCGUGCCAAGGUUUAUGAUGACAAUAUCCUUGAUUACUCUGAAGUCAUUUUUGACCCCUUUAAAGCCCCUGGCAACCAAAGCCUAAUCCCACUAGAGAAAGCUGAGGCACAUUUACUAUUAAUCGCUGGACAAGAUGAUCGUAUUAUCAACAGUAAGUAUUAUGUCACUGAAGUCUGCAAGUAUUUGCAGGCUCAAGGGAAGGAAAAUGUUCAGACACUCAUUUACCCCGGAGCAGGGCACUACAUUGACCCUCCCUUUUCACCCUGUUAUCCAAUAGGAAACCAUCCCCUUUAUCAAAAACGAGCUGUCCUGGGUGGAGAGCGCACAGCUCAUUCUAAAGCACAGGUUCAUGCUUGGCUACAGAUACAGGCUUUUUUCUACAAACAUCUAAAUGACAAGUGAUGUGUAUACAAGUAACACACAACUUUGAACAAACAGAUCUGAUGAAUUAUUUUACUUUUAUCAGGUCAACUCUCUUUUGCAGCUGUACCAAUACAGCUACGGUGUCUUCAAUGACUUUGCACAACCAUAACUCAGAAAAGAGUUAGGUUUUCUUGUUCACUUUUACCCUGAACAUUUUUGCUCAAGUGUCAAGAAAAGGAAUGGAGAAUAGGUGAUAGGAAGAAAAGUUAUUUUUCUCAUCUGUUUUCUAAUUUUAUAUUUGACUGUGCUUUUCAAAUUACUGUGGCCUCCACGUGCAUAUACUAUCCACAACUCACACUUCAAGACAUUCCAAAUACUAAUUUUGGUGCAUAGAUUUCACCACUGUUAUGGUAAAUAUCACAAAUGAAAAUGUUUCUGAACUCUGAGAAUGCUGGAAGUGUGCAAUAAUGGAUUUUAUAGCGAGGAUGCCAUGGUGUCUCUGGCUAGCCCUCUGGAAGGGUUGUUUGUAUUCUGUUUCCAUCUGCCCUUCAGAAGAAAGUGCUCUGCUUCAUGUAUACUUCCAGCUCUAACAUGUAAUGCAAAAAGCCAUAUUUACAAUCAUCGUGCUCUUCUUCCAUAAAAUGCAGAAACUUUUCAGCUUUGUUAUUAGAGCUGGUUAAGGUCAGACUAAUUUGGGAACAGAGCUAGAGCAGCUCGAACAGGAACCAAAGGCAUGAGGGGACCCUCCCACUGAGUCACGAGAUUCAGAGCGAACCACCUUGCUUUCUACAUUCCUUUUGUUGGCCUAAGUGCAGCUAGAUCCAGUCUAAGUCUCAGACUUGGUCAGUGGUUCACAUCUUAGCAGUUUCUCCCAUCCACACACAUACAACUAACCAGAUAGUCACAAACAGUUGCAGACAAAUUGGAAUAAAUUCUCCAAACAAUUAAGACUUUACAUGUACCCCAAUAAACAAGAUCUUCCAACCAAAUUUUUCAAUUUCAAUUAAAUUUACUUCAUCUGUCUUUCAGGUUCUGGACUGACUUGUAUUUAAAGUCAUAAUGAUCAUGUUUGAGUACAGCAAAGAGCCUGCAAACAAUAUGAUAUCUUCACUGAUAUCCCAAUAGGGAUUGUUU